GCCAUAUAUAUAUCCAGCUGCGGACAGCCUACAGGGGGGGUUCGUCACUAUCUAGAUGCGCCUAUACCUGGACAAUCCACAUUUUCCAAAUCCACGUAUACCCGUUGCACAACAUAUAGGGGCCGCCAUCGGACGCUUGCAUUCCGCAGACAUUGUUCAUGGGGACCUAACCACGUCCAAUAUGCUAUGGAGGGCUGAUAACAUU
This is a messenger RNA of Sphaeroforma arctica JP610, 205 nucleotides long. RefSeq lists its product as hypothetical. Gene Ontology annotation, cellular component: cytosol. Gene Ontology annotation, biological process: protein phosphorylation. The transcript has 2 exons. NCBI's taxonomy places the organism in Eukaryota, Ichthyosporea, Ichthyophonida. The annotation marks the transcript as partial. Gene Ontology annotation, molecular function: protein serine/threonine kinase activity. The record is from RefSeq and is a predicted model, not a curated record.